This is a messenger RNA of Dichomitus squalens LYAD-421 SS1, 833 nucleotides long. RefSeq lists its product as uncharacterized. The transcript is spliced from 2 exons. The record is from RefSeq and is a predicted model, not a curated record. The coding region runs from base 611 to 826 and encodes 71 amino acids. NCBI's taxonomy places the organism in Eukaryota, Fungi, Basidiomycota, Agaricomycetes, Polyporales, Polyporaceae.
CGACAUCGAACUGGAUUCCUCAUGGACGCAUCCACCAUCCACACAAUGGUAUCUCCUAUUUGCCUGGACCUCGCUUUAUUUGCAGCACACUGAGCCCUUUCGUCGCUUUCGCAUCUACCUGCAUGUCGCAGCAUCUCCGUAAUUCCGAACGCGGCUUCGCCGAAUGACAUUGAUAUAUAUAUCCAUUCUCACACAGAUGCCGCCACCUAACGUCCUUGCCAACACCCCGAAGUUUGUCUCUCCCGCCUAGAAUUACUCUUGCCCGCAGGGCCCGACUCUUGUCACAACCCUCGUCCUUGCUAUCACCCAUGGACGUCUUUUCGACCUCAAACGAUCUGUUCCUCGAACCCGAGGUCACCUCCUAUUCGUCUGCGGAAUGCACCAACAGCACGUCGCUCCUCAGCGAUUUGCCAGUACCCGUCGAUAGCGAGCAUCAACCGUCGACGUCACACUUCUGGUGUACGAUUGCUUGACGACCAUGUCACUGCUUUAGUGCUGAGUCUGUGCCGGACUUAUUGCACUCUCGGGGAUCGAGCCUUGGCAUAUCAUUAUUCCUUUCAUUCGAUCUUCUGAGCUCUUCGUCUUCAACGUGUUAAGGCGGCACCUAUUUAUGUACAUACGUUGUGUCUAUCUCCUCGACUAUACGAUCAUGGAAUCUCGUCAUUCUUACAUACAUAUUCAUUUACAGGUUGUAUCGCUAGCUAGCAUUCCGCCCUUGUAUAACGUUCUCAUCUGGCAACUGAAGUAUGUCACCUCACACUCCUUUUCCGUUGUAGUAAUAUUUUCAACACUUCCCGGAAUGCAAGUCGUAUCAGACCGUGCUUGAUUGCACA